Molecule: messenger RNA, 1323 nt
Organism: Coniosporium apollinis CBS 100218
Lineage: Eukaryota; Fungi; Ascomycota; Dothideomycetes
Exons: 3
Coding region: 1-1323 (440 amino acids)
Biological process (GO): protein import into peroxisome matrix, docking
Cellular component (GO): peroxisomal importomer complex; peroxisome; peroxisomal membrane
Molecular function (GO): protein binding
Source: RefSeq, a predicted model, not a curated record
AUGGCCUCGCCGCCAAAGCCAUGGGAAAGAGCUGGAGCGGGCACAUCAGCCGGGCUUUCUUCAACACCAGCAAGCAACGGCAGUAGUAUUACAGCAUCGACCGCAUCUCCGUCCGCGACAGCACCCUUGACGUCUAAUCCACCUGCACUACCUGAACGACCUAGUACCCUUAACUCGAUAGUGAACCGAACGGCAUCGAACUACUCUAGCCUCAACGCCAACCGCUACGGAUCCUCGCCCUACGGAUACGGCGGCAUGAAUAGCUUCUCAUCCCCAUACUCGCGCCUCGGUGGCUACGGGUCCAUGUAUGGCGGCAUGGGCGGUAUGGGAGGGAUGUACGGCGGAAUGGGGGGUAUGGGUGGCAUGGGUGGGAUGUAUGGAGGCAUGGGCGGGAUGCCCGGCGACCCGAACAACCCGAGCUUGACGCAGUCGAUGAACCAAAGCACACAGGCUACCUUCCAGCUCAUUGAGAACAUCGUUGGUGCGUUUGGAGGGUUUGCGCAGAUGCUUGAGAGCACGUAUAUGGCGACGCAUUCGUCCUUCUUCGCCAUGGUCUCCGUCGCCGAACAAUUCGGCAACCUCCGCCAAACCCUCGGCUCCAUCCUAGGCAUCUUCACCCUGAUGCGCUGGUUCCGCACCGCCGUCGCCAAAGUGACCGGCCGGCCUCCCCCGGCAUCCUCCAAAGAGCUCACCCCCGCCAACUUCGCUGCCUUCACCGGCCGCGGCGCCGCCGAUCCAGCAACGCCCCGCCCCUCCAAAAAGCCCUUCAUCAUGUUCGUCCUCGCCGUCGUGGGGCUGCCCUACCUCAUGGGCAAGCUGAUCCGCGCGCUCGCCCGCUCGCAGGAGGAAGAAGAGCGCCGCCGCAUCGAGGCGAACCCGCACAUGCACGCCGACCAGCAGCAGCCGCUCGACCCGGCGAAGCUGGACUUCUGCCGCGUGCUGUAUGACUUUACGCCGGACCAGAACGCCGUCGAGGGCGUGGAUCUGGCGGUCAAGAAGGGAGAUUUGGUGGCCGUGCUCAGCAAGACGGAUCCGCUGGGGAAUCCGUCCGAGUGGUGGAGGUGUAGGGCCAGGGAUGGGAGGAUGGGGUAUCUGCCUAGCCCGUAUCUGGAGACGAUUCAGAGAAGACAGCAGCCGAUGCUCACGAGUGGGAGUCAAGCGGGCAGUCCGGCGGGGAGUAGGGCCCAGACGAUGUCGGGGACUGGGAGUCAGAUGGGGAGCAGGAGUGGGACGAUGACGGAGAUGGCGGGGAAGCCGGUUGUGGCGGGGAAGAUGGGGGAGAUGGGGAUUGAGAGCUUUCAAAAGGGGCAGUUUUAUUCCUAG